Messenger RNA from Propithecus coquereli (Coquerel's sifaka), 1353 nucleotides. RefSeq names its product ADAM-like, decysin 1 (gene ADAMDEC1). Gene Ontology annotation, molecular function: metalloendopeptidase activity. The transcript is spliced from 12 exons. The record is from RefSeq and is a predicted model, not a curated record. Lineage: Eukaryota; Metazoa; Chordata; Mammalia; Primates; Indriidae. Gene Ontology annotation, biological process: proteolysis.
AUGCAGCUCCCCACCCCACCUGCUGGUGGUGACCGGCUUACCCGCAGUCCCACUGUCCCGCCCCGCUCACGUCACCGCAGCUGUGAAUGCAUCUGUCCUGUCCGCCUCGCCCACCGCACACCCGGCACUCACCCAGCCCCCACCCUCCAGCAGAGCAGCUGGGGCUGCCGCAGGCAGGAGCCCAGGAUGGGGGUUUGUCCUAAAAAACUACACAUUUUACACAAAAGGGAGAUUGAGAACAACCAGACGGAGAAGAAUGGCGAAGAGGAAAGAUAUGAACCUGAAGUUCAGUAUCAGAUUAUAUUAAAUGGAGAAGAAGUCAUUCUUCACCUACAAAAAACCAAGUAAGUCAUACCUCCUGAAAAUCUAACCACUGGGCACCUCAAUCCCAGUUCGUACAUUCCCACUGCUAUAGGAACACCAGGGGCAAACAUCUGUCCAGAUUAUAAGAACUAUAAGGAGAAUCUAACUCUGAUAAGAAGCUUCGUGUUUGACGUGGUGAACCUACUCAAUGUGAUUUAUAACACCAUAGAUGUUCACGUGGCCUUGGUAGGUAUGGAAAUCUGGUCUGAUAGUGAUAAGAUAAAGGUGGUACCCAACACAGACACCAUCUUUAAGAACUUCCUGAGAUGGCAUCGUUCUAACCUGGGGAAAAAGAAGAUACAUGACCAUGCUCAACUUCUCAGUGGGAUUGGCUUCAGCAAUCGACGUGUAGGAAUGGCAGCCUCCAAUUCCUUGUGUUCCCCAUCUUCAGUGGCUGUUAUUGAGGCUGAAAGAAAGAACAAUGUGGCUCUCGUAGGAGUGAUGUCACAUGAGCUGGGCCAUGUCCUGGGGAUGCCUGAUGUUCCAUAUGAUACUAAAUGUCCCUCUGGCAGUUGUGUGAUGAAUCAAUAUCUGAGAAAUAUUAAUCUAAUUAAGAUGAUGACAGCAUCUUUUCCCAUCAUCAAUCAACCCAUCAAUUUUAUGUAUUUAGAUUGCUCCAGUCUGUGCUGUGAGGCCCUGACCUGCAAACUGAAGCCUGCCGCUGACUGCGGAGACAUCCCCAACCAUAUCACAGGAUACUUCACACGUCGUGAUCAAAGAUAUCUGAUAAAGCCUCUGAAAAGCUCCGACCAGAAAGAACAUGCUAUCUUUGUAUAUAGCCAGGAGGAACUAGACCCAGCUAAAGAGACAUGUGGUGUGAGGAGUGUUGGCAGGAAACAAGGCAGGAUUCGAACCUCUAGGUCCCUAGAAAGCCCAGAGCAAGAAGAUUUCCUUCAGGCACAGAAAUACAUUGAUCUCUUUUUGGUGCUGGAUAAUGCCUUUGUGAGUAUGAACUAUGUGUGCCUCCUGGCCAGCUUAGUCCACUAUUAA